Scylla paramamosain (green mud crab) is the source of this 5079-nucleotide messenger RNA. Its product is annotated as large neutral amino acids transporter small subunit 2-like. Gene Ontology annotation, molecular function: L-amino acid transmembrane transporter activity. The record is from RefSeq and is a predicted model, not a curated record. Gene Ontology annotation, biological process: amino acid transmembrane transport. Lineage: Eukaryota; Metazoa; Arthropoda; Malacostraca; Decapoda; Portunidae. Gene Ontology annotation, cellular component: membrane. Bases 2151 to 3020 code for a protein of 289 amino acids. The transcript has 9 exons.
ACACAUCGUUGGGUACUGCCACGGUCUCGGUCAUUCGGCUGACUGGACGCCUACCUAAAACACCACACACUCACGCCUGCAAUAGUUUUCCUUUAUUGUGAUUUAAGCACCACCUGGAGUUUGGAUGUUGCAAGGGACUCCUUCAACAAUUUGAAGCAAGCCCUAGUCACUUGUCCUACCCUCGCCUAUCCCUCUCAGAAGGCAACUGAUUACCAGCUUGUGACUGACAGCUCGAGCUUCGCAGUUGGCGCAGCUCUAUACCAGAUUAUAGAUGACACGCCUACGCCUCUAGGAUUUUAUUCCAAAAAGCUCUCUGACACUCAGAAAACCUAUUCCACCUAUGACAGAGAACUCUUAGCUUCUUAUUUGGCUGUCAUUCACUUUAAAACACUCAUUGAUGGCCACUCGGUCACCUUGUUCCUUGACCAUAAACCUUUAGUUUCUGCCUUCCAUUCUAAGUCAGUUGCAAAGUCUGAUAGGCAACAACGGCAACUUUCUUUAAUCUCUGAAUAUGUAUCAUCAGUAGUGUACAUCCGUGGGGACAACAAUGUUGUUGCCGAUUGUUUAUCAAGACCAUCAUGUGCAAUUUCAGUUGAUUCUUUCGACUUGUGUGGCAUAGCUCGUUCCCAGGAAGGUGACACCGAGGUCGGUUUGUACAAGGAGAGAUUAUCAAUUAUACCUUGCCCUCUAAUCUUGCUCUAUGAUGCGACACAUCUACCAACGCACCAAGACCGUUUGUUCCUUCUUCUCUUAGGAUAAAUGUCAUUCAUUCAUUACACGAUCUAUCUCAUCCUGGUAUUAAAGCCACUGCUAAAAUAAUUAAACAACGUUAUUUCUGGCCUUGUAUGGACAAAGAUAUAAAGGAGUUUGUAACGAAUUGUCUUAAAUGUCAACAAGCUAAAACACACAGACACACAAUAUCACCAGUUUCUCCUAUUUCUACUCCUACUGAUCGCUUCCAGACUGUUCAUAUAGAUAUUGUUGGACCAUUGCCUCCUGCUACUCUUCCUAACUACCCAUACCCUCUCCCAUACAGUUACCUUCUCACUUGCAUUGACAGAGCGACAAGAUGGACGGAAGCUAUACCUGUAAUAGACACCACCGCGAGCUCCGUCGCUAUUGCAUUCGUGGCUGGUUGGAUUUCUCGUUUUGGAGUACCGCUACAGGUAGUGACAGACAGACAGAGGUGCUCAAUUUGAAAGUGAGUUGUUUUCCGAGGUUUCCUCAAUUAUUGGCUUCCAUCACAUGCGAACAACUGCUUAUCAUCCUCAAGCGAACGGCAUCAUUGAACGCCAUCACCGCUCUCUAAAAUCAGCGACACGUGCUAGACAAGAGAACUGGUUUUAUGCUUUGCCCAUAGUCUUGGAUAUCGCUUGACACAUAAUAUGACCAGUUACUCGCCAUUCACUGCUGUCACAGGAACUCAUAUGUUGUGUCCUUCUGCAAUUAUCACUAAAGACUCGCCAAUAUCAACAAACAAAGAUACUAUACUCGUACACCGCUUGAUUAAAGAAAUGCAGGUCAUUGAUUUUUAUAACGUUUCAUCAGGUGAAUGUCACUCCUCAUCUAAACCAUAAUGUUCCUAACGUUCUGUUUUCAUGUUCAGAGGUCUGGGUGCGGAUUGACAGAGUUCGCAAAAGUUUAGAAGCUCCUUAUUCGGGACCUUAUGAAGUAAUACAACGUGACCCGAAAUAUUUCAUCCUCAGACUACCUCAGGGUGACACGUCUGUAUCUAUUGACCGUUUGAAGCCAGCUUAUAUACCAAUCACCAGACAAGCACCAUCUAAUGAUAGAGAUGACCUGACUACGUCUACCUUAGACUCUAAUUCAUCUCCUUUGCCUGAUAUCUCUGCUUCUACACCUUCCCCUUCUGCUCAUUUCCAGUCUGAUCUUCCUCGCCAUACCAUACCUAACUUCCCUCGUACAACUCGUUCAGGGAGGACAGUGUAUUUCAAUCAACACCCUCACUAUUUAUAUUACUAGGUGAACUCCGUUCUUGAGGGGGGAGUAUUGUAGGAGUACAUAGAUACACCAUUAGAAGUUCGAGGUAGGUUCCAGUAAUGCGGUUAACAUCUCGUUGGGUACUGCCACGGUCUCGGUCAUUCGGCUGACUGGACGCCUACCUAAAACACCACACACUCACACCUGCAAUGGUUUUCCUUUAUUGUGAUUUAAGCACCACCUGGAGUUUGGGCUUCCUGACAGCACUGAAUUGCUGGAAUGUACGAGUCACCACCAAGCAGCAGGAUUUCUUCAUGGUGACCAAGAUUGGUGCAUUGCUCAUUGUCAUCAUUGCUGGCAUCGUCCACCUUUGCAUGGGCAACACUGGGAACUUCCACAACUCCUUCCAGGGCACCAGCACUGACCCAGGCGAGAUAGCUGUCUCCUUCUACUCAGGCAUAUCUUCCUAUGCUGGAUGGAACUACCUCAACUUCAUGACGGAGGAGCUGAAGAACCCAUUUGUUAACCUGCCCCGGGCCAUCUACAUCUCCCUGCCACUGGUGACGCUGGUCUACGUGAUGGCCAAUGUUGCCUGCCUGGCUGUGCUCUCCCCUGUCGACAUGCUGGCCUCUGAUGCCAUUGCUGUUACCUUUGCUGACCGUCUAAUGGGCAGCGGCAGCUGGGUGAUGCCCUUGCUGGUGGCCCUCUCAGCCUUUGGUGGUCUCUCAGUGCACAUCAUGACUUCCUCCAGGCUGUGCUUCGUGGGUGCAAGACAAGGCCACUUCCCAGACAACCUUGCUCUCAUCAACUGCAAAUGCAACACUCCAAUGUCUUCUCUCAUCUUCCUGGUGAACAUCAUCGUUCCCAUCGCCUUCCUGCUGGUGUGUGGCUUCCUGGUGUUUCUGCUGCUGUAUGUGCGGCCAUAUGAGGUGGGCAAGGGCCUGCUCAUCACUGGCUCUGGGGUGCCUGCCUACUUCCUCUUUGUGUACUGGCAGAACAAGCCAAAAAUUGUCAGAACAGCACUUGACCAACUCACUGUUUGGACACAGUUGCUCUUCGUAUCUGUGAAAACUGAGUGAGGAGUGACUGACUGCACCUCCUCUACCAUUACUACCAUCACUGCUGCUGCUACUGCUGCUGCUGCUGCUGCUGCUGCCCUACCACAGCUGCCAAGAAAUGCACUUGUGUGUGUGUGUGUGUGUGUGUGUGUGUGUGUGUCAUCAUAUCAUACAGCCUUCACAUAUUUUAUCCACUUGGUUAUGGUUCUGUGCAUCAUGGCAAAUCACACUGCUGGUAGACAAUGGAUAUCUGAAAUGUUCCCUACUUUAAUCCCCUCUGAACUGCUGUUACUGCUGCUGCUGCUGGAUCCUUGGUGAUCUGUUUGUAUUUUUGCUCAAGUGGCUUGUGUGUGUGUGUGUGUGUGUGUGUACUGAUGGACCUUGGGAGGGCAGCUGGAUGGUGUGAACUGUUGUCAGUGAUGACAACAUGCACACACACAUGUGGCAAAAGCAACACAGCAGCAGAUUUGUCAGCCUGGAUAUGCUCUUUGUAAUCUGUGAUACUUUUCAGAAGGGGAAUAUUGAAGGUUUUAUACAUUAUUUAUUAGUUAUUGUAUUUUGGUCAUAGGCUGAUUUUGCACCACUUUAGCUGAUAAUUUGAAAUUGGUUCUGAACCCAAGAAAUACUUGAAGGUGCAAUUUUCAGAUAAAUUAAAUAGUAUUCCAAUUGUACAUAGAGAUAACAGAAAGUAAGUGAGAGUAUUACAUAACUGUUUUUGGUAUUUUGAUUUUUAGGUUUUCACCAAGAGGGUUGUUAGUCCUGGUCUUUGCUUACUGCCUGUCUGGACCUCACAGUGGUGAUGGGAAGCCUCAAGCGUGUGACUGUCUGGCAGCUGUGUGGGCCAUUCUGGAUGAGUAUGUGCUGGAUGGAUGUUAACUGGCACCACAUGAGCUUAUUUGUUGGCAGAUCCAGAUGUUGGGAGUACCACAGUUGCUGAGACAAUGAGGCAGUCCUGUUAGGGAAGUUUAGUGACUGAACACUGAAGGUUGACCAAACUCCUCUUGGGCUACAGCUAUCAUUGUACUCAUAGCUCAAUGGGUAAAGAGUUGUGUACCUUGAAUGUUUUGAUGGGAAUCCUAGUGCUAUUCCCCUUAUGCCUUGCUCAGCAGGUGUCUGUGAGACCUGUGGAUGGUGGUGUUAUCACAGUCAAAAAUGUUUUAUUGUCCCACACUUUUCCCAUUGUCUUCAACAUUUUCCCUUAGUAUCAAGUCCAAUAAUCCACAGACUCUCCUCACAAAUAUAACAGGUGACAGAUGCUAAGGAGGUGACAGGACUUCAGAUUGAGGGAAAUGCUAAACACUGGGAGUGAGUGUGGCAAAUUACAUGACCUCUGACCAGACUAGACCAACAGGAUAAAUGAACAUGGCCUAACUCCAGGCUGUGCUGUGUGGAGGCAGUCCUGGGGUGAGGUGACAGCUGGUGUGACAGUCAUAGUCACUGGAGCAGCCAAGAAGCCUCACGACAAUUAUAAAUUGAUUAGCUUUGGCACAAGCCUUUGUUAUCAGCUAGGCUUGCCUCCUUCACAAUGCUCCUGUCUUCCCCUCUGGUGGUCAGCCACUGCCUGCACCUCUGCCUUGUAGGGAAUUUACCUCCUGCUCAUGAGUGACACGAUGAAGAAAAGGAAAUAAAUGUACAUCUUUUCAUCUCUGCAUGGGACAAAUGAGGGCUGUGUGUGUGUAUUUCAUAAUUUAUCUUAUUUUUUUUCUGGGCAUUUAUGGUGCUGAAAGACAAGAAAAUUCAUGCAUACAUUAUGAUCACUCAUUAUUAAUCUUUUUAUUUUAUUAUCCUUUUCAUUAUCAUCAAGACCGUGCUGGGCUUAAAUUAAUGUGUGUGUGUGUGUAAUUAUAGAUAUGUAGUUGUAUUCAUGUCCGGUGGCAAAUCAGAUAUAUUUUGCUUAUUGGUGAGAGAGAGAGAGAGAGAGAGAGAGAGAGAGAGAGUAGUUUUGGCCCAACAGUGAGUAAUGAUGAUGUGUAAAGCAUAUUCUUCUAGGAGCAAAUGAGGCAAUGUGUCCGCCAGGCAUCAACAUGUCACUUCAUUGUUACCAUGUUUUUAAGCAUGAAAUAAAUGUGCCUUUUUUACA